Falco peregrinus (peregrine falcon) is the source of this 2453-nucleotide messenger RNA. RefSeq names its product myotubularin-related protein 9-like. The transcript is spliced from 12 exons. The record is from RefSeq and is a predicted model, not a curated record. Gene Ontology annotation, biological process: negative regulation of autophagy. Lineage: Eukaryota; Metazoa; Chordata; Aves; Falconiformes; Falconidae. The coding region runs from base 522 to 2246 and encodes 574 amino acids.
CCGGGCCACCUUAACCCCGACAUCCGCCGGCCCCGCCGGCACGGCUGGGUGUGCGGUCCCAGCUCGCACCCCGGGGUCCCCGCUCGCACCCCGGGGUCCCCACUCACACCCCGGGGUCCCCGCUCGCACCCUGAGCUCUCCUGCUUGCACCCCGAGAUCCCUGCUCGCACCCUGAGCUCCCCUCCCUAUGCCCUCUGAGUGCACUCUUUGCACUCUGAGGUCCCCUGCUUGCACCCCAAGGUCUCCCGUGCACCCCACAGUCUCCCGCUCGCACCCCGAGAGCCUUGCUUGCACCCCAAAGUCCCCCGCUUGCACCCCAGGCUCCCUGCUUGCAUGCCGAGCUCCCCUGCUUAUACCCAGCAGUUUCCUGCUUGCACCCUGAGAUCCCCGCUUGCACCCCGAGGUCACCCCAUCUCCCACUUGCACCCCAACAUCUCCCACUCGCACCCCGAGGUCCCUGCCUGCACCGAGCCCGAGCAGCCUUGCGGCAGCAGGUCCUGUGCCUGGCUGCCAGCACCGCCAUGGAGUUCUCCGAGCUGAUCAAGACGGCGACAGUGGAGAGCGUGCUGCUGUCGUGCAUGGGGCUGCCGGCCGUGAAGGGCACCCUGUGCAUCACCAGCCACCACCUGCUCCUCUCCUCCUGCCCCGGGGGGGACAGCCAGCCCGGCACCCUGGAGCUCUGGCUGCUCAUCCGCAACGUGGAUGCUGUGGAGAAGAGAGUGCAGAAUUUAGGCUGGUACCAGCCCCCCCGGACUAAUGACUCCCCACGAGACACCAGGAUCGCUGGCUCCUCCGGCACCAUCACGCUCCGGUGCAAAGACCUGAAGGUGCUGCAGCUGGAGAUCCCUGGCAUGGAAGAGUGUCUCAACAUCGCCAGCUCCAUCGAGGCUCUCUCCUCGGUGGACUCCGUGAUGAUGAUGUACCCGUUCUUCUACAGACCCCAGAGCCUGAAGCUCGAGGAAGGAUGGCACCUUUUCCCUCUCGAGCAGUACUUCCAACGGAUCGCCUCACAGACGAGCCAGUGGCGGCUGAGCGAUGUGAACCGGGAUUUCACCACCUGCCCCACGUACCCUCCCACCGUCAUCGUGCCAGCAGCGGUGGACGAUGACACCUUGCAGAAGGCUGCCCGUUUCCGGCAGGGCGGGCGAUUCCCCGUCCUCAGCUAUUACCACUGCAAGAACGGCACCGCGAUGCUCCGCAGCAGCCAGCCACUGACGGGCCCCAACCGAAAGCGCUGCCGUGAGGAUGAGAUGCUGCUGGGGACCAUCCUGGAUGAGGGGGAGCGAGGCUUUAUCAUUGACACGCGGUCGGCCCAGGCGGCGAAGCAGGCUCGGAUGACGGGGGGGGGCACGGAGCCCAAGUCCUCCUACCCACAGUGGAGGAGGCUGCACCGGCCCUUGGAGAGAGGCCGCCCGCUGCAGGAGAGCUUUAUUAAACUGGUGGAAGCCUGCAAUGACACCUCAAUCAACAUGGACCGGUGGCUGAGCCGGCUGGAGAGCUGCCGCUGGCUGAGCCACGUCAAGGCAGCCCUGAGCACAGCCUGCCUGGCCGCACAGUGCCUGGACAGGGAGGAGGCCAGCGUGCUGGUCCACGGGGCGGAGGGGACGGACACGACGCUGCUGGUGACGGCGCUGGCCCAGGUGAUCCUGGACCCGUCCUGCCGCACGCUGGCAGGCUUCCAGGGGCUGCUGGAGCGGGAGUGGAUUGAGGCUGGCCACCCCUUCCACCUCCGCUGCGCCCGCUCUGCCUACUCCCACGCCCGGCUGAAGCAGGAGGCGCCGCUCUUCCUCCUCUUCCUCGACUGCGUGUGGCAGCUGAGCCGCCAGUUCCCCUUCUCUCUGGAGUUCAGCGAGCAUCUCCUCCUCACCCUUUUCGACAACGCCUACGCCUCUGCCUACGGCACCUUCCUCUGCAACAACGAGAAAGAGAGGUGCCUGUGUAAAGUGAGGGAGAGCACGCAUGCCCUCUGGGCCUGGCUGAACCAACCUGGGGAGAAGAAGAAGUACCUGAACCCCCUCUACUCGCACAACGCCCUGGUCAUCUGGCCCUCUGUCGAGCCCCAGAGCAUCCAGCUCUGGCAGGGUUUAUUCUUCCGAUGGAUCCGUUCAUCUCAGUACCUGGACGAGGCCUGGGCAGAGGUCCAGCGGUUAGCAGAGGGGGGUGACCCCCCAGUCAAGGAGAGCGUGGAGAGCAGGUUGAGCCGGUCCCUCUCUGACCCCGCUGCCCAGACAGAGAACGGACGAUGAACGGCAGCGUGGGCAAUGCGGUAAUCCAGUCCCCACGGGCUGCUGGGCCAACGCGACACUGCAGCUUUCCGCAGGAAGCGCUGUGCGGGACACAGGCCCUGCGGAGCCUGGAGGACAACUCCAGGAUGGGGUGGACAGACCCUUUUUGUAGCCUCUGGGCUGCACAGACUGAGCUUGUUUCAGUAAAGUGGUCUCUCUCACAGCCCA